AUGGCUGGCCCAGGGAAGCGGCAGUACGUGGUCAAGGGCACCACGUUUGAGGUGGACGUGCGUUACGAGGUGCGGAAGGGGGUCGGGCAAGGCGCGUACGGAUUGAUAUGUGCCGCAAAGGACACAAAGGACGGGGACCAGGUCGCGAUUAAGAAGAUCACAAACGCCUUCGAGGACGCGGUCGACUGCAAGCGGAUGCUGCGGGAGAUGCGGCUGCUGCAGCACUUUAAGCACGAGAAC
This is a messenger RNA of Emiliania huxleyi CCMP1516, 240 nucleotides long. RefSeq lists its product as hypothetical. Gene Ontology annotation, cellular component: nucleus; cytoplasm. Gene Ontology annotation, molecular function: protein serine/threonine kinase activity; ATP binding. Gene Ontology annotation, biological process: intracellular signal transduction; protein phosphorylation. The annotation marks the transcript as partial. The record is from RefSeq and is a predicted model, not a curated record. The transcript has a single exon. Lineage: Eukaryota; Haptophyta; Isochrysidales; Noelaerhabdaceae.